GUUGUGAAAAGAAUUUAAAAACAAUGCUUUUCUUUCACUUUGUAGGGAAAAAAAGAAAACAUGCUGAUCUUUACUUCACUAUGUCUUCUCCUCUGGCUGCAGUUCAAAGGGGUGGAGUCUAAAGUAAUACCAUUAGGAUUUUAUGAAGAAUCGAUUGACGACAUGUACUCUGACUGCAAAGACAAGAUGGAGAAAAUGGUUUUUGACAAGUACUCUGAAGAACUGACAGAGAAGGGAUAUGGAACGUACUGGGAAAGUGCAAAAUACUUGAUACAAGAAGAUAACACCAUUCUGACUUCACAGGAAAUGCAAGCAAUUGUUGUUUACACGGGAACUGCAGCAUAUUCAGCUCUUAACAGAGCAGUCAGAAGUGGUGGAAACACAUACGGCACUUCAUUUAAGUUCCACAUUUUACAUUUCUUGCUCGCAUCAGCUUUACAGAAACUAAAAAAAGCUGACAGUGGUAUUUGCUAUACCACUUACAGACGAAGCGCAAUGAAAUUUAAAAUAAUGCAGAAAAAAAUGCGAUUUGGUAGUUUUGCAUCCAGCUCUCUGCAACCUGACAUGACACAAUUCGGUCAAGAGAGCUGCUUUAAAAUUGAAACCUGUCAUGGUGCAGCGGUGGAACAAUAUUCAGCUUAUCCUGCAGAGAGAGAGGUGCUUAUACCUCCCUAUGAGGUGUUUACGUUUGUAAAGAGAAAGGUUGCAGAGCUGAGGGAUUGUAGAACUGUUUAUGUCUUGAAGAGUGCUGGCACUCACAGCAAUCUGGAUUGCAACUUAGUUAAAUAAUUUAUCUCAAUGCUUGGGAGUAUCUAGGUUUUGACCAUAUAUGUGUAAAACCUCAUUCUUAUAAAUUAUACCAUUACAUGUAUUGCAAAACAUUGAUAUUAUCUUUGCUUUAUGUGAUUCUAUGCUUCUGUGAAAUAUUCUGAUGUAAACAAUUUCAUCAAGA
This is a messenger RNA of Fundulus heteroclitus (mummichog), 952 nucleotides long. RefSeq names its product ecto-ADP-ribosyltransferase 5-like. Lineage: Eukaryota; Metazoa; Chordata; Actinopteri; Cyprinodontiformes; Fundulidae. Gene Ontology annotation, molecular function: NAD+-protein-arginine ADP-ribosyltransferase activity; NAD+ poly-ADP-ribosyltransferase activity. The record is from RefSeq and is a predicted model, not a curated record.